Messenger RNA from Macroventuria anomochaeta, 879 nucleotides. RefSeq lists its product as uncharacterized. The transcript has a single exon. The record is from RefSeq and is a predicted model, not a curated record. Bases 221 to 700 code for a protein of 159 amino acids. NCBI's taxonomy places the organism in Eukaryota, Fungi, Ascomycota, Dothideomycetes, Pleosporales, Didymellaceae.
AGCUCAUCACUACCCGAUAUAGACCCUCGAAGAAGACUUUACUGACUCUAUCCCUGCCUACAGGAAUCUCAUGGCCCCUGACUCAUUCAAGAACCUUGGCUUCGGAGAGGACAGCGACCGCCACAGUGCCUCUACUCCGAGUGCAACCCUAGCCCAUUCAUCGCAACCUCAAGGGCACGAUAAACCCCGCACUUCCUAGAUAUGCCGACUCAUUUCUGGAAUGAAGGGUCUUGGUCUCCUAGUCACUGGUUCGGCACCAACCGAGCAACCGAGAAACCACGGACUCGUCCUAUCUUUCUUUCUGAGCACGCCUGCCGUAUCAGCCGACGCCGAUGUCGUCAGCGGGUUUACAGUGGAGCCUACAUGUCUAGGGCUGCAGACCCGACAGGUUACAAGCCGUUCCACUUCUAUCAUGGACAAGACGGACGAAGAACCGUGUUUCGGCAUUAGACUGGCGUUGGGAGGAAAGGACGAUGCCGAAGGAAGGAAAGGCGAGACAUACACGACUGACAGAUUGACAUAUGCUGUAGACGACAGGGUCGUUGUACCAGACUGCGCCACGACAGGCGAGCGCUCCACGGCUGUGCAGGUCGCACAACAUAGGCUUGAUUCACAAACGCCCUUUGAUACCUGCAAUAGGUACCGACUGCAUCUUGCAAUGUGCACCGCAAUAUACUUGUUUGAAUCGCGAUCGCUAUGAUGCGCCAGGUCCUGUGGCCGCUUCGUACUCAAACCUGCACUAACGGACCUUUUCCGCCAAAUGCGCCGCCUUACCAAUCAUCUGUAAUUCAACUAAGACAUCUGUCAUCCUCCACGGGUCAGAUCUGGACGGGAUCUUGCCGAUCUGUAGAGGAGAUGGUGCAACGUCGCACAAAAGUC